AUGGACGAAGAAAAAUUAUGUAAACUCUUCUCUACAUACGGUACGGUUACCGAUUAUAAAAUUGCAAGAGAUCAAUACAAUCGUUCAAAGGGAUUUGGUUUCGUUAGUUUUUUGCAGUCAUCUAUGGCGGAAAAUGCUGUUGCAAAUCUUAACAAUUUAAAAUUAGAUAAUGGAAAAAAUUUAUAUGUUUGUUUUUUGCCUAACAAACAAAAUCAUCAUAAAAAACAAAGAGAAACAUAUAUUAAAUCAUAUGCAGAUCGAAAUAUCUCCAUGAGUUAUAUGAAUGAAAAUAUUGAUGAUCGAAAAUUAAAUGAAACAUUUACUACAAAUGGUAAAAUCAGAAGUGCAACGGUUACAACGAUAAAAGAUCGAUCACAAGAUUAUGGAUUUGUAAAUUCUAGUACAACUAACGAAGCUAUAGAUGAUAUGAAUGGAAAAGAACUUAAUUCAAAAUCACUCGAUGUAAAGACGAACAAAAGUUCAAAGAAAAGUCGAGUAUCUGCGUUUCAUCGAUAUACAAAUAUAACUUCAUUUACGCGAAGUCAACGAUCAUCAUCUGCAUCAAGUAGUUUAUCCCGACUAUCAACUAGAAUACAUUCAUUGUUCAAAGAUCAUCCAUUUCAAUACGAAACUGUGGAAAAUUCAAACAUUAACCGCCGAUCUUCUUCAUCUAAUUCUCUUAGUAUAGAAUUCAAUCAAGAAAUAAAUCAUCGGAAAAAUACUACGUCGAAUAAUGAAAAUGAAAAACAUGAAUCUGAAAUUUGA
This is a messenger RNA of Rotaria sordida, 765 nucleotides long. The record is from the annotation of a GenBank genome assembly. NCBI's taxonomy places the organism in Eukaryota, Metazoa, Rotifera, Eurotatoria, Philodinida, Philodinidae.